Molecule: messenger RNA, 672 nt
Organism: Ctenocephalides felis (cat flea)
Lineage: Eukaryota; Metazoa; Arthropoda; Insecta; Siphonaptera; Pulicidae
Product: peptidyl-prolyl cis-trans isomerase, rhodopsin-specific isozyme-like
Exons: 5
Coding region: 1-672 (223 amino acids)
Biological process (GO): protein peptidyl-prolyl isomerization
Cellular component (GO): intracellular membrane-bounded organelle
Molecular function (GO): peptidyl-prolyl cis-trans isomerase activity
Source: RefSeq, a predicted model, not a curated record
AUGCUAAAUAUAAAUAUAUGCACAGGAGAUGAAUUUACCAUUACUGAUACAGUGUUUUUGGACAUCACAAGUGACAAAAUGGACUAUGGUACUGUAGUCAUUGGACUUUUUGGUGACAAAGUACCAAAAACAGUAAAAAAUUUCAAAACUAUUAUUACUAAAGGAAUUGAUGGCAAAACCUAUGUGGGGACUCAAAUAUUUAGAGUGGUUAAAAAAUUUAUUAUUCAAGGUGGUGAUUUGGUUUAUAACAAUGGAAGUGGAUCAGUGAGUAUAUAUGGAAAAUAUUUCAAAGAUGAAAGUUUUAAUAUUUCUCAUAAAGAACCAGGACUGGUGGGCAUGGCAAAUAAAGGAAAAAACACAAAUGGAUGUCAAUUCUACAUAACAACAGCCCCUGCACCAUGGUUAGAUGGAAAUCAUGUGAUUUUUGGAAAAGUUUUGAAAGGGCAAAGGGUUAUUCAUGCCAUUGAAAGGGCACCAACAAAUAAUUUGGACACACCAAUUUUUAAUAUAACUAUAAAAAAUGUUGGAGUCUUGGACCUAAAGAAGCCCUAUUCUUUCUCAAGUGAACAUUAUGAUUUAUGGGAUUGGCUGUCUGCAUCUGCAGUUCCUUUAACAUUAUCUUUUUCGAUUUUAGGAAUAUUUCAAUGCAUGAUAUCUAAACUACAUUGUUAA